Molecule: messenger RNA, 2092 nt
Organism: Microstroma glucosiphilum
Lineage: Eukaryota; Fungi; Basidiomycota; Exobasidiomycetes; Microstromatales; Microstromataceae
Exons: 1
Coding region: 396-2009 (537 amino acids)
Source: RefSeq, a predicted model, not a curated record
AGGAGCAUAUACUCACACACACUCACACACACUCACUCCUCAUCUCACUCACUCCUGGACUCUAUCCUCUCCUUGACCCUGAUCUCGUCUGCCUCUCUCCCUCUCUCCCUCUUCACCCUCCCUUUCUCCCCUCACUCUCACUCCUGUCUGCGUUCCAUCGAAGGACUGGCACCAUCGUCGAUCGCAUACCUACCCACACACACGCACACACACACACUCGCACAACCCCCUGACGGCCCAACUACAAACAUCUUCAUCUCGAUUCUCACGACCACAAACCCUCUCUUCACAAGCGUCUGCCUCAACAACGACUCUCCCUCGUUCCUCCUUUCCUCCUUUCGCCGGUGUCCUCUUUCCCAUCUUUCUCACUCACACCGCUCACACAAUCGCCUACAAUGGUCCUCCUACGGAAUACUACCCUCCCUCCUCUCGUCUCAAUCCUAGCAUUCCUCAUCGCUACCUCCGCUCUCGCCCCCGCCAAUGCCAACGCCAGCGCACUAGACCGCAUGGAGAGGAGGAUACGCAUCGCGCCUCUUGACAUUCUCCCAAGAGCACUUUUCGGAUCAGACGAUGGCUCAGACUCCAGCACUUCCGACUCACUCGACGGGUCAGAUUCAGCCACUUCCUCGACCCCGACCACAACCGCCGCCGCCUCUUCAACCUCGUCCCCAUCUUCACCCUCCUCGACUUCCUCCUCGAGCGAUACAGCAGCAGCAGCAGCCUCAUCCUCCGCCGCUGCCCAAGCAUCUUCCUCUUCCUUGUCCAAGGUGGCCGCCGCGGCUUCCUCCUCCGCCGCACAACAGGCGUCACUGUCGGCAUCGCAGGCAGCAGCAUCCGCCUCACAGGCCGAUGCAGCCGCUUCAUCGUCGGCUGCUCGCGCCGCGUCCCUGGCUUCUGCCUCUGCUGCCUCACGUUCCGCCGCUGCCUCAUCCACCGCCGCGGCGACUGCCGCCGCAAGUUCCUUCCUGGCCACUUCCACAGACGCCGCCGGUUCCAUUGUCGUACUCACCUCCACCGUACAGGCCUCGACUACACAGCAGCCCUCCGCUACUGCCACAUCUGAAGCAGACAAUUCCGGAUCUCACACUGCCCUCAUCGCCGGUGUGUCGGGUGCCGUGGGUGGACUGGCUCUGCUAGGAGGUCUUGUGUUCCUCCUCAUGAGGUUCACUGGCAAGAGGUCCGGCUUCGACGACGGUGAUGCUGACAUCAAGUGGCCCGAGCUCAAGCAUGCAGAGGGCGACGUGGCCGCCAUGCAGCCCUUGCCAGCACGUCGCACCGGUGGAGCAGGCUUUGACAUGGGCGAGGACACCUACUCGGAUGCAGGCAGGCUCGACGAUGAAGACGUCGACGGCAGGCGAUCCAUGACCAUGAGCAACAUCGCCGGUGCUGGAGGGUAUGGAGAUCACAUGGUCACCGUCGCCGGUGCCUAUGGCGGCUCGACGGUCCAUCUGACUGGUGCAGGAGCCUACGGCGGCUCAAACACAUCACCAUACGAGUCGAAUCAGCAGGACUACAAUCAGACUGGACACGAGUAUGGAGCUGCACCGGACUAUCUCUCUGCGCAGGGCAAUGGCAACAAUCAGGCAUACUAUGACGAUUACAGUCCCUCUGGCGCUAGCGACGUCAAGAGUCAGUCGGGUCGAGGAGGCGCCACGGAGAGCGUCGCCGGUGGCUCCACCGUAGGGUACCCGGGCGCAAUGAUGGAGCCUGACCUCUCGUCGCCCCAUGCCUACAUGAACGGGUACGACGACGGCGGCUACGGUGUCGCUUCGCCCCCAACCAACGGCGCCAGCGGCGGUGCUAGCAACGCGGGACCGUACCAAGACUAUCAGCAUCAACAUCAGCAGGCAUACAGCGAUGUGGGCGUCUCAUCCCCUCAGAUGAACCCACAAGCGUACAUGUCUUCUCCUCAAAUGAACCCACAGGCUUACAAUGGACAUCAGCAGCCGAACAACUACCAAGGACAAUAUCAGAACCAGCAGGAUUAUCACAAUUACGGAUACCGCUAGGCGGUAAGGGGUUCGUUUCUAGCUGCGGGAUGCUACAUCACAGCGAGCAUGCAAACGAAGUCGCAGGUGGAGGUGAUGGUGGC